This is a messenger RNA of Mesorhabditis belari, 300 nucleotides long. NCBI's taxonomy places the organism in Eukaryota, Metazoa, Nematoda, Chromadorea, Rhabditida, Rhabditidae. The record is from the annotation of a GenBank genome assembly.
AUGAAAAGAAUCGUUUCGUUGAUUCUCACUUUCACGAUUGCCUCUGAGGUGCUCUCUAUUCAAUGCUGGUACGAUAGGAAUAAUGCCGAGAGUCUAUCGGAUGAAGCAGAACAAGUUGAUUGUGCUUGCGGUGAUCACUGUUUGUUCACUGGUGACAAUUUGACUCCAAGAUCAAUACGAAUUUGUGGUUGUGUGAUUACAGAAAGUGGAGAAGAGCAUUUAUGUCAACACGAUGAGCAAAGUAUCCACGAAGCUGGCUAUUUCAAGUGUUGUCAAGGUGAUCUCUGCAACACAAACUUG